AUGAUGCUCGGCGUUCCUGCGUCGGCUACUGCUGCAGUCGAUUUGGAGGGUCCUCGCCGCACUCAGGUUCGUAACUCGCUCCUCGGUAAUGGCUUUCACAUUCCCAGCAUCAUGUGCAUUUUGUCUUUGCUGGUCUGUCUGUGUGAUGCCAAGCCGCGCCUUCUUCAGCCUUCGCCAGACUGGGAGCUCAGGGCCAGGCUCCAUCAUACCGUGUGGGAACCAGGAUUCUUGGAGUCUUUGCCGGACCUGUUGGGACCUGAGGAUGUUGUGCGGGACAUGCGCUCACAAUUCCCACGAAUCCCGGUUCCCGACAGUGUGUGGCAUGAUGUAUCUCGGCGUCUGCAUUCCUGCAAUUUGCUUUUGCCUCAGGCGUUUACGGCUUUUGCACGGGGCCGUGGCCUCCAGUGGGAUGUUCUCCCGCCGCAUGCUCUUUCUGCAAGGGAUCGCACACGUGUUUUCGCGGGCAAUGGAGGCCAGCGCUUCUCUUCGGAAUCCGCUCGCGGGCUAGAUUUUGUGCUGCCUCCAGGCCUCGGCAAGCACGACCACAUGCGGCACGCGGCUGAGCUACCUUCUCCUUUCGCGCCACGCCCUUGGCCCGAGGUCGAUGUUGCUUUCGUCGCGGAGUCUAUCCGUGUGUGGCGGCACGAUCUCCCCUUGCUGGCAUCUCGACAACGGCAUGUGCUCCGUACAUUGUGCGUCGCUGUGAAACCGCUUCUCUUGGUACUUGACAAGUUUCGGUGCGAGUCCUCCAAGCGUGUCGCAUCUUUGAAGAACCCGGCUUUUCUGGCAUGCAUUACUGCACUUCUGCGUUGGCCAGAUUUCCAGCAAGCUGAACAGUUCGUUCUCGGUUUCCCGAUUGUUGGUUCUUUGGAUCAUUCGGGGGUCUUUCGUCACGUGUCGUGUGGAGGCGACGACUUUGAGGACCCGGAGUCGUGGCUCACACGUGAGGGUAUCUGUGCAGUGGACUCCUUGCUGCAAAAGGGCCCACCGCGAGACCACGCCCUCAUCCUUGAGGUCACGCUUCAAGAAGUCGAUAAAGGUUUCUGCAGCGCCUUGAUGACACGCCAAGAAGUUGACAAUCUGUUCGGCCGCGGGCGUUGGCGCCCGUUGGAGCGCUUCGUCAUCCACCAAGCCGACAAGAGCAGGGUGAUUGACAAUGCCAGGCGGACGGGUCACAAUUGCCAUACUGACAUGCCGGAAACGAUCCAUACAGUCAGUGUUGACUUUGUGGCUUGCUGUAUCCGCGACGUUCUACGCUGCCUGGAGCCGUCGCAGCACUCUGCGCGACCAGUCCUUCCUGAAUGGUUGGACGUCCGAGUGGGCACGGACGACCUCCCUGACGCCUACCGAGGACACCCUGUGGCUGCAGAGCACCUUCGCUUCAGCAUUGUGCGCAUGGCCAGCUGUAUGUGCGCGGCAUACUUUGAUGAUGAGCUUUCUGUUGAAUUCUUGCGUGACGCGGACGUGUCACAGGCUAAGGUUCGUGACCGUCUUGAUGACGUCACUCAAGCCCGAGAGAUGAGUCGGGAUGAGGCUGGCAAGCUUCGGGGAGACUUGCAGUGGCUUUUCAGUACCUGUACGGGCUACUCCGCCAAGUACGCGGGGCCGCUCUUGACCCGCUUCCAGACAGGUUCAAGCCCUUUGCUGUCUGAAGCGGACGUGCUGGUCUUGCAGUCUCUUCGAACGCUGGCGCUCACCGCGGCACCCAGAGAAAUCCGAGUGUGGGGGAAAUCGAGUCCUUGCACCCUCGUGUACACGGAUGCUUCUUUCGAGUCCUCGGAGCUUCGUCUGGGCUGGAUCAUAUUCCUGCCGCCGCCAUGGCGACCGCAUGGAGGUACGUGCGUCGUGCCGGACCAUGUGGUGCAGCAGUGGAUUCCGCGCAAGCAGCAGAUUUACCUUGGUGAGACCUUGUGUGCUCUCGUGCUUCUUUUGCUGUACCCUGGCCACUUCCGCGACACUGAUUGCCUGUGGUUCAUUGAUAACCAAGCUUCUUUAGUCGCUUGCAUUUCGGGCGGCAGUCGAGAGCAGGAUGUUCAUGAGGUUGCACACAUGUCUGCCAUACUUCGAUCCAGACUCGGCAUGCGCAUCUGGUUCGAGUGGGUGGACUCUGACUCCAAUCCAUCAGAUGGAUUGAGCAGAGAUGGGCUCUGCGACGUUUGGUCGCAAGCUCAAGACUGGCACCUCGAAGAAGUGCCUUUCCCAGUUGCCGCAGAGCGGCAUAGACUUCAGGCCGACUUGCUUUUGGAGUGA
Molecule: messenger RNA, 2250 nt
Organism: Symbiodinium necroappetens
Lineage: Eukaryota; Dinophyceae; Suessiales; Symbiodiniaceae
Source: the annotation of a GenBank genome assembly